Trematosphaeria pertusa is the source of this 505-nucleotide messenger RNA. RefSeq lists its product as uncharacterized. Lineage: Eukaryota; Fungi; Ascomycota; Dothideomycetes; Pleosporales; Trematosphaeriaceae. The record is from RefSeq and is a predicted model, not a curated record. The transcript has a single exon. The coding region runs from base 80 to 370 and encodes 96 amino acids.
UUACUCGGGUUGCUGGUACCAAGCGUCUCGCAAAGCCAUUCCGAGCUUCCCUUCCUGUACGAUUCUUCGCGGACGCCCCAUGCGUGAUCUAGUUCCCACUACUCCAAGGAUGGAGAAGUUUUGCGCUAAAUGUAGGUAUAGAAUACUUGAACCGAGCAGCAAGAGGCGGCUUUUUGAGAUACCGUACGCUGUACUUGAUCCUCGCAAACGUAUCACAGCGCUCGAACAGUGUCGAGCCGGACGGCCCGCUACGUACGUACUUACUCCGAAGUCGCUGUUGACGCCAGUCUCCGCUCUACUGGUUAACGUUAGGGAUGACACUGGCAAACGAUGGCUCAACUACUACUGCCUCCUACGUUGGAUAUUCUGAUGCGCUCCAAGACGAGAGCUCCUAAGUCUGCUUCGAACGAGGGAUACUGACACAUCAUUGACUAGGUUAAAACCUAAUGAGUUUGAGAUGAUCGCCCGUCAAACUUCUGCUAGGGCAUCUCCGCGAACCAGCCAC